GAAGGUCAAUCGUUCUGCGUCGUUCUUCUCCACCUGGUUUCUCCCUUCAAAAGUUUCGAGAUCUCAGUGGCCCUCUGUGAGUCAGUGCUCAUGGAUGGCUUUGGAAAACCGAAUUUCUUAGCAGACGAAGAGGGGAGCAAGGCCGCUCCCGCAAGUCCCAACUUGCCUUUCAUCUCAGCUCGUCGUGAGAUGCACAAGAUCGCUCGUCCCUAUAGUCAAUUUGUUAAUGUGGCUACUCCACCUUUGAUGGUAUUCCAGUCCACACGCUAAAUGAUGUUGUGGUCUUUCCCAUAUGCUUUUGUAAUUUAGACAUUUUGUUUGUUUCUUCUUUAAUGAUGCAAUUUUUCAUGCCUAAAUCCGUUGCCCGUAUUUGUUCUUCGUUAGUGCUAAAUGUAGUUCUGGAAUGAUCACUUGAAGCUAAGGCACACCGAAAAGAAGAAAAGGAAAUGAAUGAAUUGCGAGCUAAGAAAUAGCUUAAUUUGAGUGAGAAAUACUAAUUUUGUGGAUCUCCUAUUGAUGAUUUCAUUUGUAUUAUGAACUUGUGAACUUUUUGCAGCGUGGGAUGAAAUCUUGGAAUCAGUGGCGGGUGCCACGAGAGAGCUUAGCAGACAGCAAAGUGGCCACCUAGGUGGAACUAAUAGGGAUGCAGAAAGGGCUUUGAGGAAAAGGCUAAAUGACAAAAGAUACAGAGCAAGGUUGAAGGAAGACAAAUUGCAAAUGAAAAGCAACAUGUAUUCACUUUAUGCUGAGAAUGAGAAUGUGAAGAAAGAGAAUGAAAGGUUGCAACAUGAACAUGUUUCGAUGAAUGAAACUUUGCAAGCUCGAGCAAAAUUGAUAGAUCAGUUGAAAAGUGAUCUUGACAAAUUGAAUGACGAGUAUAAGAAGCAAAACGUCCUUGUGCAAAGACUCUCAGAACUAUUAGCAUCCUGCCCUGACCUCCAGCUGGAAAAUGAAAGGCUUAAAUUAGAAAAUGGUCAAUUGAGAUAUAAUGCAAGUCUGGAUUAUAGCAUGGGGAUUGCAGAGGAGAAUGUAAAAUUAAAACUUGAAAAUAAGGUACUCAAAGUGCAGAAUGAUGCUUUGUGUGGGAAAUUAAUCAGUGACAGUGACAAGAAGCUUGCAUGAGAAUUGGCAGGAUGAGCUACCACUAGUAUAUGUGUCAUGUUAAUUUUGUUUCUUACUUUUUUUUUUUUUUCGUACGUCGGAUAAUAAGUUAUAUGAUAGGGGAUAGCCUCUCCCACUUGUUCCAAGAUUUGAACUUAAGAUCUCUAACAUGGAGAUUCGAAUUCUUAACCAUUGGGACAUUCCCUAGGGAACUUUAUUUCUUACUUGUAUUCUCAUUUGCUAAGGGCUUCGUAGCACCACUGAAUGUCAUAUG
Messenger RNA from Rubroshorea leprosula, 1375 nucleotides. NCBI's taxonomy places the organism in Eukaryota, Viridiplantae, Streptophyta, Magnoliopsida, Malvales, Dipterocarpaceae. The record is from the annotation of a GenBank genome assembly.